This is a messenger RNA of Misgurnus anguillicaudatus (oriental weatherfish), 3819 nucleotides long. RefSeq names its product single-strand DNA endonuclease ASTE1-like. Lineage: Eukaryota; Metazoa; Chordata; Actinopteri; Cypriniformes; Cobitidae. The record is from RefSeq and is a predicted model, not a curated record. Gene Ontology annotation, molecular function: nuclease activity.
UUCAUCCAUCCAUCAUCCUUCAUCUAACCAUCCUUCUAUUAUGAACAUGAAUGCAUAUGAGGGCUGCACAAUUAAGACAAAAAAAAUCAUAAUUGUGAGUUAUUUCCCCUGAUAUUGUACUAAGGGAUCGGCUUAUUAUAAUAAACGUGUCCCGUUGAAUCGCGUAUCUCAUACUGACGCAAAUACAGCGUUGAUUUCAGACAUUAUUUUUUUGUUACCUUGUGCCUGUGCUUAGGCAGUAGGUUGGAAAUGUGUUGUUUUUUCAUAUAAACAAUAACUGUGUGAAAGUCAGCGCUGAGCUUAGUCUCUUCACAUACUUUUUCACGAGUCACAUAAUCCGUUCUGUGAUUUGUGAACAAAAAUGAAAUGGUAAAAAUAGUUUUAAGUACAGUAUACAAAAAUACAUGAUAAGCAGUGCAGUUGUUUUUAACAAGUAUUUAAUAUAUAAGUUUAGAGUUUUUAAAAUGAUCAAGUUCACAAUGACUUUUUUGUCUUAAAUAAUAAAUUCAACCAUACGAUUGGGGAAGACGCUGUGUCAUCUGGGGGAGGGGGGGCACUCCCCCCUAAUGUCCCCCCUUGGCCAUGAGCCUGCCUUUAAACAGCAACAGAAUGUUUACAUAUUUUUAUGUUGCUAUGGGUGCUGUACAGUAAUACAGAGAAUCAUUGGGUACAAUAAAGCAAUAUCACUUGGAUAGGAGUGUUAUAUGGCUUGUCGUGGAAAAAUAAUACGAAUACCCAGGAUCUGUCCAUCAGAGAUGAUUUAUUUACUUGUACAAGGACUCAACACAUAACGACAGUGAAACGAUAUGUGAAGAAGUUAAGAAUCUCAAAUCCUUCCUUCAUUAUAUACUGACAUUGAGUUUGUACCACCCCCCCCAUGCUAUUCGAUCAAAACAACUCCUUAUUAGGUGUAGUUUAGACACUUCUGGGUGGUUAUAUUUACUCUACUUGUAUCUAGGCAGACGAUACAUAUGUUUUUUAAGCACAUCAUCACACAAACAAAACCACACUCGCACCUUGCCAUACUUCCUAUCCCGAGCUCUAUCGAGCUAGACUUCCUGUCUUAGACUUCACCCCACGCAGAUUAAAAUGUCAUGACUGACAUAAAUCAUACAAUGAAGAACACAAAAAUAAUAUAAAUGCAUAAAGAAUAAAUUUCCAUUACAGGCUCUAUACUGGCAAGGCUGUGAUUGGGUCUUUAUGCUGAUGUAAAGCCAUAUCACGGUCAUAGACAACAUAGUUUUGUUGGACUCAUCCGCACACGGUGUCACAGUUACGCAGCUGGUCCAUAGUUAACUUCUGGUCUAUGCUUGUUAAUCGGUCUGGCUAGUGGCUGAACUGACCUCUGGAACAAAUUACUUGUGGAAAUUAAAAAUCCUUUGGUUUCUAAAGACGAGAGGUGACGGGGAGCGUGUAGGAAGAGCGGAACACUACAGGUAGCUGAAAAAUUUGCGAUUUUAACACUAUAUAUUCUUGAGGAUGUGUGUUGGUAUACUAUUUAAAGUAUGUACUAAUAGUUGGUGGCAAUAAGUGCAUUAUUAGGAUACAAACCCUUGUUUAACAAAAACAAGCACCUGUUUUACUCGGAUAUACGGUACACACAAUUAUAUUCAGCAUGGGAGUCCUGGGACUGAGGAGUUACAUUGAGGAUCAAACAAGCUUGUUAGAGUAUUUGCCAUUUAGAGACAGUAAACUCAUAAUUGAUGGAUGUAACUUAUACAACAAACUGUACUUUCAAAACCGGUACAUUAAACUGGAUAUGAAGCAUGGAGGAGAAUAUGACGCCUUUGAAGAUUUGAUCACACAGUUUUUCAGCAACCUCAGAGACUGUGAUAUUCAGCCAUACGUUGUAAUCGAUGGUGGGGGUGACUACACUGACAGAAAAUUUCCGACCCUUGAAAAACGAUCUGAGCAGAAAAUUAUAAUGACCAAUGAGCUGUCUACAGGACGGAAGGGGAAGUGCCUCCCACUUCUUACUAAAUAUGUGUUCGCCCAGACCCUUCAUAAACUCAAGGUGCCAUUUGUUCAGUGUUAUGAAGAUGACGGGGAGAUUGCUGCUUUGGCUAACCAAUGGAAUUGUCCAGUUCUGUCCAAUGACAGUGAUUUCUAUAUAUUCAACCUCACUGCAGGAUUUUUGCCCGCUGAACAUUUUUGUUGGAAAGAUGUAGAAGUGAACAGAGACACAAACCAAAAAUACAUCCCAAGCAAACAUUUUAUGGUGGAAAGAUUAUGUGCAUCUUUCAACAACAUGAACAAGGAUCUUCUCCCAGUUUCUGCAUGCAUGUUCGGAUAUGAUUAUGAGGAAUUGCAAAAAAUUGCAAAAAAAUGCUUCAACUCUAUUAGUGGUUUGCUUGAGUGGUUAUCCCGGUUCCGGGAACCAGAAGAGGCCAUUUAUGGUUUUCUCAAGUUCAUAACAGAUAAUAAAGAAAAACAUGUUUUCCAUGAAGCUCUGUUAAAAGGCAUCCAACAGUACGAGCUCACCAAAAGUUCUCUUGCCCAAUUCUUCAACUCAAAAACACAGAUAGCCUGUACAGGUCCACUGCAAGCCCUGCCUGCGUGGAUUCUGAUGCACCUGCAUGAAGGAAAGAUGGGCUCCUUCAUUAUUUAUGUACUGUUACUAAAAAGGGUUAUGCUAAACCCUCAGGUUGAAGAUUUUCAGCAACCCAGUAGCAAUGAAAUCUCUCGUCCCAUACGACAAGUGCUUUAUGGUUUAGCAUUGUUGGGGAAACAACAGACGGAUGACAAACUUGUGGCAGCUGCUAAAGCAUCUACUGCUUCAGACAAGUGCUACAUAAGAGAGUACGACAGACAAGGAUUAACUCUAACCAGUUCAGAAGUUGAAGCUAUAGAGACUAAAGUAAAAGAAGGACUUCGACUGGAAACAUUACCAGAGGAACCACACGCCUUGCGACUUCAGAUCUUCUUGGAAACGUUGGGUGUGCCAUCUGUCACUUUUAGAGGUCUCCCACUUCACCUGCAGUUCCAGGUGUUUGUGACGCGUUACUGGCUGGUAAAUGCACAGCCUCAGCCAAACCUGGUGCAUCUUUGGGGUCUCUUACUGGGGAUGGUUUAUGGACAGCUCAACGCUACAUCCAGGACACAAAUGGAGGAACGGCUGGAACUAAAAACUCAAGCAAAGACCAAUCUGGAUCAUGAGGUGGCUCAUCUGUACAGCCAAUGGCAGUCCUGUCUGUGGUGGAGUCUCUGUCUCAAUCGCUUACUGUGUUGUCCACUUCCUGAACCAGAGUGUGCACGGUUGUACCAGGGAACGUUGGUUCACCAGGCUGCUCAGGAGUUCAAGAGAGGCAUCAAACCAGAGUCUCUGCUGGCGAUGUGCUCCGAAGCUGAGAACCUAUUUAGACUGUUGAGAGAUGCGGUUCUGAGUUUGGUGGAUGAAGAUGUUGUCAGAAUUAUUAGUACCAGAUACAGGAACAGAGCUGUUGACAACAGAUGCAAUGAACUUAACUUUGAACAUCUGAUGCAGGAAGAUAUUGAGGACUAUGAUGAUGAUGACUAUGAUGAUCAUGAUAGAAGACAAAAGAAGGCCAAAGAUCGCAAAAAGGGCACGUCUGAAUGUUCCUACACCAUUCGUAGCAGACACAAGGCCAAAGCACGCAAUGCUAAUCAUCCCUCGAAGAAAUCUGAAAGGAGAUGCUUUGACUAAAUAUCUUGGUAACACUUUAAAAUAAUGGUCAAUACUUAAUAGUUAGUUACACAGGAACUAAUGCAGAACAAAUGAUUAGUGCUGCAUUAACACUGAAAUCACUACUGAUAACUAAUAAAGAAGAGCGAUUAACUAAUCAGUAGGCAUAGCAUACU